GGGUCAGUAGGGUCGUUUUUUGCUCUACCCUCCUGUACAGUAGGUGGCAGUAAACGCAAAAAGUGAAUCACAGGAACACGUGGUUGUAACUAGAGUUCUGGUAAAAGGCAUCUUUGCAGUAUUUUUGUAAAGGGAGCAUUUGUACAUGCAGUGUUUGUUAUAUAAAAUAUGUCAGUAAAAUUGAAAGAUGUGUCGUCUUCCAGUGGAGCAGAGUCGGAUUCUGAAACGACUGAGAAAGAGAAAAAGCUAAGUACCAAAUACCGUUGCCCCAGCGAUUUCGUGCCCUGUACCUACCGGCCAUGUGAAAACAUUCGACUAGAUAAUCUUAAUGACAACUGUACAGAAUUAUGGCUCAUCAAAGCCCCAUUCAGUUUCAGUCCAAACAGUUUCUCUGAUUUGAAGAUUCCUCUAAGGGGCUCAAAGUCUCUCCAGGCUGAGAGUCAGAAGAUGGAAACCUACAGAAUUCUAAGCAAUACUGUUGGUACUAGAUCAAUGCACCUCCUUUCAGCUUGUGGCAUGCAAGAUGGCAUUGUCUGUGGACCAACUAUUUCUGGACUCAUCAACAUAUGUGAGGACAGUGGGGAUAUUCUCAGUAACCAAAUGAUCACGCCUCUCCCAGCAUCUCCAGCACCUAGCAUACCUGAGGGUUUGAAGCAACGCUUCACUCCCUUUGGGUGCACAAGUCCUCCAACCCCGACCACAAGAAGAGACAAGGGCAACACUUCUCAUGGUAGAUCGUCCAGCAAAAGGGCAAAAAAGGACUUGGAGGAAACGGAAAAUAGAAAAAGCAAGAAAAAGAUUAAGUCAAAUAUCAAAAUGGAGGAGGAAGAAGGUCAAAUGGAUGUGCAUCAGAAUCUGUCCUGUGAGGCAGUAACAAAGAAAAAGAAGAAAAAGGGUAAAGAAAAGGACAAAAAGAAAGAGAGGCUGAGCAUAAAGGAAGAACCCGAAAUAAAAACUGAGCCUGAACAAUAUGCAUAAUGUACAGAAAUGUUUGAUACUUAAAACAUGUCAAGCGGUUCAUAUAUUUAGAAGAUGUAAUUUUAUGUAAAAUGUAUUGAAUGAAGAUUAAAAAACUCUGAUGAUAAAAACAUUUAAUCUGA
This is a messenger RNA of Paramormyrops kingsleyae, 1100 nucleotides long. It is a transcript of the gene polr1g, whose product is annotated as RNA polymerase I subunit G. NCBI's taxonomy places the organism in Eukaryota, Metazoa, Chordata, Actinopteri, Osteoglossiformes, Mormyridae. Gene Ontology annotation, biological process: transcription by RNA polymerase I. Gene Ontology annotation, cellular component: RNA polymerase I complex. Gene Ontology annotation, molecular function: RNA binding. The record is from RefSeq and is a predicted model, not a curated record.